Messenger RNA from Pelodiscus sinensis (Chinese soft-shelled turtle), 14167 nucleotides. The record is from RefSeq and is a predicted model, not a curated record. NCBI's taxonomy places the organism in Eukaryota, Metazoa, Chordata, Testudines, Trionychidae.
CUGGCUGUUUGCAUGUUGGAAAACAACAUUCCUUGCUGGAAAUUAUAACUCGCACUGUGGGAAGAAAAUGGGUUGUACCAGUUAGUGCCCAACACAAAUUCCCAAAUAUGGAUAAGGAAUCAAUUUUGAAAGAAGUAAACAGUUGUGGAAUAAUCCCCGCUGAGACUCUGAGAGAGAGCAAAAGAGAGAGCAUGAAAAUGAGGCUAAAGAUUGACUGCACGUCCUUUUCCGUCAUCUCCACGCACAACAGACCUGCUGACUGUUCUUUCUGGUUAAUAAUGCUUGUGGGCUAGAAGUGAGAGUGGCUGGGCAGAGCAACAUCAGGAAGGCCACCAGACUGGAAGAGCACUGCUGCCCCCAUCCAAUUAGGGCAGCUGUUGAGUGGAAAGCAUGGAAGAAAGUGGGACUGAGAAGGUGAACCAAGCCCAUGUUCUCUUUGACAGAUUUGUACAGGCCACAACCUGUAAGGGGACUCUGAAAGCUUUCCAAGAGCUUUGUGACUACCUAGAGCUGAAGCCCAAGGACUAUCGGUCUUUCUAUCAUAAACUCAAAUCCAAACUCAACUACUGGAAAGCUAAAGCCCUCUGGGCCAAGUUAGACAAGAGGGGCAGCCACAAAGACUACAAGAAGGGGAAAGCAUGCACCAACACGAAGUGUCUCAUAAUUGGGGCUGGACCCUGUGGCCUUCGUACAGCCAUCGACCUGUCCUUUCUAGGAGCCAAGGUGGUGGUCAUAGAAAAGCGGGAUGCCUUCUCACGUAACAAUGUGCUGCACCUGUGGCCAUUCACCAUACACGAUUUGCGGGGCCUUGGCGCCAAAAAGUUCUAUGGCAAGUUCUGCGCAGGAGCCAUCGACCACAUCAGUAUCCGUCAGCUCCAGCUUAUCCUCUUGAAGGUUGCCUUGAUCUUGGGAAUAGAGAUCCAUGUCAAUGUGGAAUUCCAGGGACUUGUUUAUCCCCCUGAGGACCAGGAGAAUGAGAGGAUAGGCUGGCGUGCACAGGUCCACCCAAAAACACACCCGGUAUCAGAAUAUGAAUUUGAAGUGAUCAUUGGAGGAGAUGGCAGGAGGAACACUUUAGAAGGGUUUCGCCGGAAGGAGUUCCGUGGUAAGCUGGCAAUUGCUAUCACAGCAAAUUUCAUCAACCGCAACACCACAGCAGAAGCCAAAGUGGAGGAGAUAAGUGGUGUAGCCUUCAUAUUCAACCAGAAGUUCUUCCAGGAUCUGCGAGAAGCCACAGGUAUUGACUUGGAAAACAUUGUCUACUACAAAGAUGACACUCACUACUUCGUCAUGACUGCCAAAAAGCAGAGUUUGCUGGACAAAGGGGUGAUACUGCAUGACUUCGCUGACACAGAGUUGUUACUCUCAAGGGAGAAUGUGGACCAGGAGGCUUUGCUUAACUAUGCCAGGGAAGCUGCUGACUUUUCCACCAAUCAGCAGCUGCCAUCACUGAACUUUGCCAUUAAUCACUAUGGGCAACCAGAUGUAGCCAUGUUUGACUUCACUUGUAUGUACGCAUCAGAGAAUGCAGCGAUGGUGCGAGAGCAGAAUGGCCAUCAGCUGCUUGUGGCUUUAGUUGGGGACAGUCUGUUAGAGCCAUUCUGGCCGAUGGGAACUGGAAUAGCCAGGGGCUUUCUGGCUGCCAUGGAUUCUGCUUGGAUGGUACGAAGCUGGUCUCAGGGAACUAGCCCUUUGGAGGUCCUUGCAGAGAGAGAAAGCAUUUACAGGCUGCUGCCUCAGACCACUCCUGAGAAUGUGAGUAAAAACUUCAGCCAGUACAGCAUCGAUCCUGUCACCCGGUAUCCCAAUAUCAACAUCAAUUUCCUGCGGCCAAACCAGGUGCGCCACUUGUACGAUACAGGAGACCUGAAAGACAUUCAUCUGGAAAUAGAGAACAUGGUAAACUCCAGGACACCAAAGCUGACCCGGAAUGAGUCUGUAGCUCGUUCUAGUAAAUUGCUUGGUUGGUGCCAGAGGCAGACUGAUGGGUAUGCUGGUGUGAAUGUGACAGAUCUCACAAUGUCAUGGAAGAGUGGCCUAGCCUUGUGUGCCAUUAUCCACAGAUACCGUCCUGACUUAAUAGAUUUUGAUUCUCUGGAUGAACGCAAUGUGGAGAAGAACAACCAGCUGGCAUUUGACAUUGCUGAAAAGGAGCUUGGAAUCUCUCCUAUCAUGACCGGCAAGGAAAUGGCAUCUGUUGGAGAGCCAGACAAGUUGUCCAUGGUGAUGUACCUCACACAGUUCUAUGAGAUGUUCAAGGAUUCCAUCCCUUCCAGUGAGACCUUGGAUCUGAAUGCAGAAGAGAGAGCUGCUCUAAUUGCCAGUACCAAAUCUCCCAUCUCUUUUCUUAGCAAACUGGGGCAGAGUAUCUCCCGGAAACGAACUCCAAAGGAUAAAAAGGAGAAGGAACUGGAUGGUGCAGGAAAGAGGAGAAAGACCAGCCAGUCAGAGGAUGAGGAAGCCCCCCGAAGCUAUAGGGAAGAGAGGCCUACGCUUGUGAGUGCCCUGACAGAGAGGAGAAUUGAUGCUGCCAUCGGGAACCAAAACAAGGUGAAAUCCAUGGCAACACAGCUACUGGCCAAAUUCGAGGAGAAUGCACCGGUGCAAUCCACAAGUUUACGGAGACAGGAGCGUGUUCACAACCAACUAUCCUGCAGACAGCGAGAGCAGGGCCGCCUUGCUCCCAUGCCUCAGUGGAAACAGCUGAGGAAUAAAGAGCGUUCACGGACCUGCCCUAAAAAAGUGAUCAUGCUCUCUUCUUCCUCUACUCCACCUUCCUCUCCAUCGUAUCCCAGACAGCAGAUAAACAGGGAGCCUGGUGCUGACCCCCUUGGGGAGCAGAGUCCCAGACAGGAAAGGAGAUAUCCUCGUUUUUUUUCUGGUGACCAAGUGCCUGAGCAAGCAUUGAAUGUUGAGCAGAGGGCUUGCCAGCUGGCUGCCCUCCUGGAGCCGAGGCCGCCAAUCAGGCAACAGACAGAGACUGAACCGUCUCGUCGAUUCUUUGUUGACCAGUGGGAGCGCUCCCUUAGCCUCCGCACUUCCAACCGCCCUUCUUCACCCUCAUCUGACUCUCUUCGACAGAAGUAUAUAAAGAUGUACACAGGCGGAGUGAGCUCAUUGGCUGAGCAGAUAGCCAAUCAGCUUCAAAGGAAAGAACAGCCCAAAACCCUUCUAGACAAGAAGGAACUGGGCUCGCUCAAAAAGGAAUUCCCCCAGAACUUGGGAGGCAGCGAUGUCUGUUACUUCUGUCGCAAGCGGGUCUAUGUGAUGGAGAGGCUAAGUGCUGAAGGCAAAUUUUUCCACCGCAGCUGCUUCAAGUGCGAAUACUGCGCCACCACCCUUCGCUUAUCAUCUUACGCCUACGACAUUGAAGAUGGUAAAUUCUACUGCAAACCUCACUACUGUUACCGACUCUCUGGUUAUGCUCAGAGGAAGAGACCAGCAGUGGGUCCUCUGUCAGGAAAGGACAACAAAGGAUCCCUGCAGGACACAAUGGCAGCUGAAGCAAGUGGACGGGCAAAUUCCAUAGUCAUUUCAGCAGAGAGGACUCCAGGGCCUAAUGUCAAUGGACUGGAGGAGCCCAGCCUUGCCAAGAGACUGCGUGGCACACCUGAGCGGAUUGAGCUGGAGAAUUACCGGCUGUCACUGCAGCAGGAAGAGGAACUGGAAGAGGUUCCCGAGGAGACGCUGGCAGAGCAUAACCUGAGCAGUGUACUAGACAAAGGAACAGAAGAGGAUGUGCCCAGCAGUAGUUCAGAAUCUGAAAUGGAGGAAGAGGAGGAGGAGGAGGAGGAGGAAGGGGAACUACUGCAGCCCCAGCUACCUACCUCAGACCUGGGAGGUGUGCCCUGGAAAGAAGCUGUGCGAAUCCAUGCCCUUCUGAAGGGGAAGAGUGAGGAAGAGCUUGAAAGUCAGAAAAACCAUGAGGCUGAAAACAGGGAAGAGGGGGAAGAAGAAGAGGAGGACGAAGAAUCUAGUGAAGAGGGAGAGUAUUACCCUUGGGAGAGAGAGCUCCAACAAGGCCUCUGGCUUCAACGACUGUCAAAUGAAGAGGACACGGGUACUUUUAAAGCUGGAAACCUGAGGCUACAGCAGAUUGUAAAUCCAAUUGAUCCCCUGGAGAUCCUGGCAGAUGUGCACUGGACACACAUCCGCGAGAAAGAGGAGGAGGAAAAAAUGGUCCCAGUUUCAAAGUCCUCCACCUCCAGAGCAUCCGACCUUCCCUCGGUACGCCUUGAGGCGGUGCAGGCAUGGCUGGAGACGUUCCCUGGAGCCCCAUUUGAGGAGAAUGAAGUGGAGGACGAGGUGUGCACAGAGCCUGCAGAUACAGAAGGAGAAGCAGGUGAAGAAGGAGACACAGGUGCAGAGCUGGACGAUGAUCAAAGAUGGUCAGAUGACAUCCCAUCUGAGGCAGAAGAUGAGUGUCACUUACCUCAAGGGGACAUGAAAGAGCCAGAAUUGAAAGUCUUCGAAGAUGAGGAUGAGCUAAAAGCCGCUGCUCCUUGCAGUCUGACAGAAGAUCCAUGCAAACCUUCCACCCUCAUCUGCUCACCCAAGGAGAGUUCUAUUCCUCUGUCCCCAGUUGGGAGUCCCAGCACAGAAAAAAUAGAGAAUGUAAAGGAUUCCCUCACAGUACUGCCUUGCAUGGACAGAUCUCCAGAGAAACGCUUUUUUCCUGAACCGUUCAUCAUUGAAGAAAAUCCAAAAGAUGAAAUCCUUGAAGAUCAGACAGUUAAAAGCCCUUCUGUUUCUGUUUCUCUUUCUCCAAUACGGUCCCAACCAGUUGCGUUGCCAGAAGCCAUCACACCUACAUCACCAGCACAGUCUCAGCCAGCAACACCUCUGUUGGCUUCAUCCCCCCCCUCUGUCCAGUUGCCUAUCUGUUCCCAGCCUCUGCCAUCUGCGGAAGCACCCAUUCCAUCUCCAGUGGAACCUCCAGUGUGCUUUCAGCCUGCACCAGCCUUAACAUCCACUCCUCUAGUCCAACUUGCCCUGAAGAGUCAAGAUAAUGAGGUGGAAAAAUUGGGGAGCCCUACUUCUGCAGAAGAAGCCUUGAAACGGAACAAUCUCGUAGAGGAGUUCUGGAUAAAGAGUGCUGAAAUCCGGAAGAGUCUAGGGCUCAUGCCAGUGAACAGAAGCAAAGUGUCAGAGCCUAGCUUUACUGUCUCAGCCCUUGAGUCAGCUCCACUGAGUGUUUCAGAGGAGGAAGUGAUCCAUCUUGUAAAACCCCAGCCUGCCCCAAGAAGGCUCAUCAUGUCCAAGUUAGACAAUGAGCAAUUGUCUCUGCUGACUCCAAAAUCUCCCUCAGACAAAGAGCUGAAGAGUUCCAAUGAAGUAAAGAGAGAUCUAUCCAGCAGCUCUGGAUUGGGUCUGCAUGGGAGCUCAUCCAACAUGAAGACAUUGGCUAGCCAGAGCUUCAAUACUUCUGAUUCUACUAUGCUCACUCCACCAUCAAGCCCUCCUCCACCACCUCCUCAAAAUGAAGCUCCAGCAACUUUGCGUAGAAAGAGGCAUCAGACAAUUUGGCAGAGUGAGACAGAGUCUAAGCCAGCACCAGCACCAGCACCAACACCUCCUGCUCCCUUACCUUAUGAGCACAACCCUCCUGCCAAAGAGUCAACCCAGGCCUCAAAAGAAGAGGUGCGGAAGUCGUUUGUGGAGAGUGUGGAUGAAAUUCCAUUUGCUGAUGACGUAGAAGACACUUAUGAUGAGAGAACUGAGGAUACAAGUCUUCAUGAUAAGUUCUUCACGCCCCCUACCAGUAGGCAAAGGCCAGAGAAGCCUCUUCACCUGCCAUUGGUCAAAGAGAAUGGAGGACCACUAUCAAUGGAAGGAGGAGCAAACCAAAGAAAGAGGGUGCUACCCCAAAUCUCUCCAGAAGCCAAGGAGCUAGCUGAGGAAAGAAUGAGAGCCCGAGAGAAGUCUGUAAAGAGUCAGGCAUUGCGAGAUGCCAUGGCUAAACAGUUGUGUAAGAUGAAAGAUCUGGAGAUGGCUGCAGCUGCUGGGGCCACCAAGGCACGGAAAGCCUCCUCCAUGCCUUUGAAGCCCAAAGAGAUGGAUUUUGAGUCCUCGGGACGUUUGGCCAUUAAAGUUGUAGAGGGCCCCACACUGAAACAUGAUGCUGCUAAUGAAAGAUUCCUCUCUCCCCCUGCUGAUGUUGCUGGGCCAGAAGGGUCUGUCACCUCCUCAGAGGGCUCCAGUGGGAAAAGUAAGAAAAGGACUUCUCUCUUCUCCCCUCGUAAGAACAAAAAGGAGAAGAAAUCCAAGAACGACAGCAGACUUUCUGACAAAUCCAGUGGUGUUGCUGAGGAAGCCACCAAGCCCAGAUCAUUGUGGAAGUCUGUUUUUUCUGGGUACAAGAAAGAUAAGAAGAAAAAGACUGAUGACAAAUCUUGCCCUAGCACUCCCUCCAGUGGUGCCACAGUGGACUCUGGGAAGCACAAGGUUUCCCCAAUGGUUAGAGCAGCAGAUUUGCAGCUCCGUCGACACCUAAGCUUCUCGGAGGACUCGGACCUCUCCAGUGAUGAUGUUCUUGAACGAUCUUCUCAGAAGUCCAAGCGAGAGUCGAUUUAUGUACCACACGCCCUGGCAUUCAAGAGAUCAUACUCGUCAAAGAGAGCCUACACUGAGGAGGAGCUGAACGCCAAACUGACCAGACGAGUGCAGAAAGCUGCCCGGCGACAAGCAAAGCAGGAGGAGCUAAAGAGGUUACACAGAGCCCAGAUCAUCCAACGGCAGCUGGAGCAGGUAGAAGAGAAGCAGAGGCAGCUGGAGGAGAGAGGGGUUGCUGUGGAAAAGGCCCUUAGAGGAGAAGCAGACUAUUGGGGCGAGUCUUAUUACAGUGACCUCAUCGACUUGCACCUGGGUGUUGACCCCAAUGCCGGGACACCACGUCGUAGACCUCUCUCCUUCUGCCCUUGCUGUGCCCAUGAAGGCAUGGGGAAGAAGGAUGAUCCGAAGCUGAUGCAGGAGUGGUUCAAGCUGGUGCAGGAGAAGAAUGCUUUGGUUCGCUAUGAGUCUGAGCUGAUGAUAUUUGCUCGAGAACUGGAGCUGGAAGAUAGGCAAAGCCGGCUACAGCAGGAACUCCGGGAAAGAAUGGCUGUGGAAGAUCACCUGAAAACAGAUGAGGAGCUGUCAGAAGAGAAGAGGAUCUUGAAUGAGAUGCUAGAAGUGGUGGAGCAGAGAGACUCUCUGGUGGCCCUACUUGAGGAGCAGCGGCUUCGAGAAAAAGAAGAAGACAAGGACCUGGAAGCUGUUAUGCUGUCCAAGGGCUCUAGCUUGAACUGGUCCUGAGCUAACAUACUCACCUCAGCUGGUCUGUGCUACCCAGUUGGCCUACACUGAGUUUGCCAGAACUACCUGGAUCGAGAGAUCUUGAGUGAGGAAACCUUGCUAAGGGUUCUGCAGCAUGCAGGAAUUCAGUUUGAAGCACCCAGAAGCCUUCUGAUAAGUGGCUUGGCUCUAGAGGCGUGGAUCCCACACUAUGUCUGCAAACCAAGCUGAAGAUAAGAUGGUGGCCUGAGAUUGCACUGUGUCCUUGAGGUCCUAUACAAGGGGCCAUUAGGGUUUUGUGAUGUGAGGCAAAAGGGUAAACUUUUUGUAGAGGAAGGGUUUAAUACCUUUCAAUGGGGGAAGAACCCUGACCCAAACUGGAUUUGCUGCAAUCUGAUCUCUCUCCCUUUUUCACUACUAGCAUUUUUUUAAUAAGAGGGAGAGAAAUGGCUACCCUCUCCUGAAACUACAGCAGCCUGUAGCAGUCCCUGGGGGAGUUAACCAUUUAAAGGAGAGCUCUCAAAGGCCAGAGCAGCACCUUCUUUGUUUUGUUCUUCCUCCCCACCAAAGAAACAAACCUGAAGCGAUUAUUGUGCAUGGAUGUGAAGGAUACUGGAAAGAGAAAACAUUGGUGGCGUGUUUGUUUGAAACCUCUUCUGCCCAUUCUGGCUUUUUUUGUACUCUCCAGAGUUGUGAUUAUGAGAAGGAGAGGGGAAUUCUCCCCCACUUUGCUAUACACUGGACAGAGAGCUACUGCUGGUCUUGUGUGUUCAUGGCCACUGUUCAGAGGCUAAUGAGUUUCUCUGUUUUGUUUUUUGUUGCGACCAUUUUGACACUGGAAAAUGCUUUGUGGGACAAUGGUAAGUGUUUUGAGGGGGGGUCAUUAAACGGCAUUCCCUGGCUUUUAAACCAAGAGAGGGAGCCCCUUCUGGAUGAACAUUGAGACGCUUCAAUUGUUUGGGUGUUUCUCCCUCUAUUUCAUUUUUGCACAUCAGAAAUGAAGCUUAAGACCUGCUUGGGCCCUCAGUCACCUUGACCCUUUUAUGUCGAUUAACUUAUUUUUUUAAUACUUGAAAGAAGAUUCAUUUUUGUACCUUUUAAGAAACAAAUGGACAAGUGAGUGAUGGGUGUUUGCCUACUGCAUCCCACAACCUCUGCUUCUAUGUUAUAAUACUCUUGUUACCUGUGGCUAUUUAUUAAUAUUGUUAUUAAUAAUGUAUUGUUACACUUCUUGAAUCAGGGAGGAGUGUAUGUUGUAACUCCAGGAGAGCAAGACACUACUAUAGAUUGGUUCCUGCUUUGCAUACAGGGAAGAAUUCAUGGACCCAGGUAUGCAUCCUGUCCUGGCCUAGUCCUUUUAAUGGUGAACUCUUGCAUAUCCAUGGAGCAAUGAAAAACCUGUAGUGUAUAUAACAAAUCCCGUGUUCCCUCUCUCAGAUCUCUGGACUAACAGCCUGUAAAUUAAUAGUUUGUAACAAGAAAGCCAAAACUGUGACCUAAAAAUUAUCCCCCCCCCACCAAUCUCUGACUGGUGAACCCUGCCACUGUAAGAGCUAUCUAGAGUGACAUCCAGCUAAGCAAAUUCAGCACAAUUCUUUCUGCCUCUGCCAGUGUGGUCCUCUCCCAGAGCUGCUACCUUUGAUCCAGGAGGAUGCCCAUUGUACUCCUACUUGCAGUAGUGGGCAGGACCUAAUCCACAUGUGUUUUUUUUAAAAAGAAGAAGAAAGAAAAACAAUUAAAAACCAAAACUGGGGCCUUUUUUACAAAAUAAAAAGCAGUAAAGGGCAUACUUUGUAUUUGAGUUCACUUACAUUUUAAGAAAAUCCAUCACAUAAGCACUAAUUAAAUGAUUUAUUUUUUAGAAUGAAAUAUAUAGACUCUCGUAUCUGGGUGCAUGUUUUCAAACUACCUGCUUUUGCAAGUGAAUCCGAGUAAGAUGUUCUAACUCUGUGAACUUGUAGAAUGAAUAACAACAUGACUGUGGCAAUGUGCACUGAGUGAUAUGUGCUGCCUUGAAUGUGAGGAUGGCAAGCCUGCAGCCUCAGAGAAAUGUGCCUCUGUUAGUACAAGUGCAUGCCUCCAUUUUUGGUAACAACCAUACCAUGGGCUGGCUCAGCAGUCUGUGCAGUUUGGUGAAAGCUGAGUUUGGAACUUAAGUGCUAUUUCUAUUCCUAAACAGGCUGAGACUGGGAACAUGCAGGAGGCAGGAUACUCAGUCCCUGGGGAGGAAGGAGUUGCUGGCUUCAAACCGCUCAGAUGUGGAGGGAGGAUAAUCCAGCCCUGGGCUAGAGGGACAGGUUCAUCCUAAUUUAAAGCCCUACCCUUUGCUAGGGAGAGAAAAGAAUAAGAGGAAAUGGGGUGAGACUCCUCAGCCAAUUUUGGAGCAGUACAAAUAAUUUUAAAACUGAUCUCCGAGCAAAAAUCUCAUCUCAGGAACAAGAAUAUCUUUUAAUAUGGAUUCUUAUUUAAGUAAUUCAAUGACUGCAAAAGCUGGCUUGUGUCCUGAGCACCAGCCCCUGCUACCCCUGUGAUAGGUGGCCUGAAGUGGUUCUUUGAAAAGAAACUAGCAUUUCAGAUGAAAAAUUAAUUUUAGGAAUUGGAUGGGGUAGGGAUUGAUUUGAGAUUUAAAAAGCAAACUGCAUCAGCUGGUUAUAAUCUCUUAGGCUACGUCUAGACUACAAACCUUUUGAAAGAAAGCAUCUAGACUGCAACCACUUCUUUCGAAAAAGUGAGUCGCUUUUUCGAAAGAGAGCACCCAGGCAGUCUGGAUGCUCUCUUUCGAAAAAGCCCGGUUUGCAUUCAAGAACGCCUUUUUUCAAAAGUGUUCUUUCAAAAAAAGGUGUUCUUCCUCAUAAAAUGAGGUUUACCAUGGUUGAAAAAAAGCCACAUUCGUUUGAUUUAAUUUUGAAAGAAUGCAACUGCAGUGUAGACACAGGGGAAGUUUUUUAGAAAAAAGUCCACUUUUUUUGGAAAAAACAAAACAAAACAAACCCUGUAGUCUAGACACACCCUGAGGGUAUGUCUCUGCUACAGGGAGGAGUGAGCCUUCCAGCCCAGGUGGACAGACACAGACUUAGCUCUGCAUGAACUAGCAUGCUAAAAAUAGCACAGUGGACAUUGCAGCACUGGCUUGCCAGCCAUGGACCAGCUGGUCCAACCUAAGGAUGUUAACUAGCAGUUAAUUGCGUAGUUGAUGGAAUUUCCAUCGACUAGUUGAUGGGCACUUCUGCAUUCCUCCUUUGAAAUGUACAAGAGCCCCCAGUGGGAUUUCAAAGGAGGAAUGCAGAACUCUGCAUGCAGACCUGGAUCAGCGGGAAGUCCCACUGACUCUGGGCUGCAUGCAGGUGCCAGCUUUGAAAUGUACAGGAGUCCCCAGCGGGGGCUUUUGUGCAUUUCAAAGCGGAAACGCCCUCAUGGAGCCCAGGGUCAGCAGGGGGACUCCAUGCUGCACUGCCGAUUUGAAAUGCCACGUGGAGCCACUUUGAAGGUACCCCCUCUUCCUCCUCCGCCCCCCCUCCCCAACCCCUUAGCUGCCUCUAUCUGAUGGAGUCAGCAAAGGGGAGGGAAUCGAUGAGUCAACUGGCUAUCUGGUAAGUAUUUGCUUAUAGGAUAGUCAUCUAGUCUUUAACAUCCUUAGUCCAACCCUGGUGGCUUGCUCCUACUGUCAGCGUUGCCACAGUGUCCAUGCUGCUGUUUUUAGCAUGAGAGCUUAAGCAGAGCUAGUGUAUCUCUACUUUCAUUGCAAGGCGCGUUCCAAGCUGCGGUAUGGACAUAUCCUUAGUGCCUGAUCCUGCAAACUAUGUACUACUAAGCAUAUGACCACUGAGAAGAGCCCCUUCAGGGGUACGCUACACAGUAGUAAGAGCUAUGUGUUUGCGGCUUUGGGCACUGAGCUAAAUAGAUAGUUCAUAAUUUUUCAAACCAACUGCUAGAAUCUCUGCCACUUCUUCAGUUUCUCCACCAUAAGGGGAUUAUCUUUCUCAGUAGCUCCUACCCCUUUUGAGGCUGCAUCUCAGGGUUCUCAUGCUGAUACAGAGUAGGGCUGCAUGUAUUUCACUGUUAGAAAGUGCCUAAGAUGCAAAGUUUCCUAAUUAUGAAGCUCUAUAAUAUAAACAAACAUUAAAGUAAAUAAAAAUACAUAUUUUAUAAGACUUACCUUACAACUUUGAAGGUUUGCUGUACUUUCUAAAGGCAGUGCUGAUCCCUUCAGCCCUAUGUUAAUUCAUCCUGGCUUUUUGUUUGGUACUUAAUUGUUUUUCAAUUCUAUUUAAGAUAUUUAACUUUUUUUGUUUUACUCAUUUACUCUUCUUCUCACUGAGCUUAGGAUAUUUCAUAUUAUAGCAUAGUCUUCCAAGAAUAGCUCCCUCCCACCUGAAGCAAUGUGAUUUCAGAGUUGUAUGUCAGCAAUGUGAUCUCUGUUGGGACCUGGUGUACAGCCCUGCCAGGUGUGAACUGUAGGAUGCAAAGAGCUCCAUGGUUUUUAAUUUCCUUUGUCUGAAAGAGACCAUUAAAAACAGACCUUCAGGGCAGUAUCCUUGGCUCAUGUGGUCAGUAACAAAAGCUCCCUCCCUCUCCAUUCCCAACACCCAUCCAGUAAUCCCGCCCUCCCCAGACAGUCUGAACUACAACAAAGCAGGAAUAAAUAGGGCCCUAAUGUUACUCUAAGGAAAAACUCACUAAAUCCUUUUCCUUUAAUAGUUUUGUUGUUUGUUCAUGACUGUAUUGGUAUGAGAAAAGUUGCUGUGGUUAAAUAAUCUAAAUUUUAUAUGCCUGUCUGAUGCACUGUGCCCUGAUUCCUUUGACUAGUCCUAUAAAAUGAAAUUAAAUAAUCCCCAUCUUGAGAAAUGGCUCCCUCUGCUACAGGUCUCUCUGCAUUAGAGAUGUUCCCCCAAUCACUGGAAAGGUAAACAUUCACAAACUGCCCAUUCAAUAACCACUUUCCCACCUCUUCCCUUGUGUCUGAAAUUCCAGUAAAACUGCAAUAGAGCUAAUCUUGAAGAAAGGGUGCUGGCUCCUAUCCCCAAUGGAGGCAUUGUGAGCCCCCAAAGCAGAUGGUAACUAGCCAUAGUGGGAGUGUGGCUUUCAUGUGCAGAAGCUGGACAGAGACACCGUGUCCUAAAUGAGAUGAUUAAGUCUUCAUUGUUGAGGGAUGGGAAAGUCUACGUUGGGGGCUGCUUUAGCUUUUUAAAGCAAUCUGUGGACAAACAGGAGUCAGGCGCUCUCGGAUGGAAAGAAGUGGUUGAUUUCUGACUGCUGCAGUGUUGAGGUGCUUCUUCUUAGGAUUUAGGGGAACAGGAAACAGUGGCUUCAUAUUUCUUAAUGUACUUUUUGGGCUGAGCUGAAAAAUAGCGGGGGCCUGAUUCAUGGAGGGGUAAUGUAUUCUGGGUGGAGUUAAAUUCUCCAGUGCCUGGGAUGAGGUUCCCCUGAAAUUCUGAGCAGAGUUGGACUCCCCUUUACCUAGAGUAGGAAUUCACACCCUCACUCUGAGGGGCAAAUUAGAUGAGGGCAACCUGUGCUCUGGGCUGGGAUCAGAUUGAAAAGUGGGGGAUCAUUCUUUCAGAGUUGCAACUUGGUGAAGCCACUAAAGGGUUGUGCCUUGUUCCUUCCCUAUCCCAUGCCUGCUCUGGAAAUCAUUCAUCCAGAGGAAAACUGUGCAAGGGGAAGAACAUGAAUAUCUUUUACCUUUAAUUUCCAAAUACAAUUUUAUCUUUUUAGCUUAAUCAAAAUCCCAUUUGUCCAAUUGGAACUAGAGAGUGGGCCUUCUUGUUGCAAGCUCCUUUGCUAAACAUAUAUGGAUAGGAUUAUAAAGCAACAGCAGAUUUUAAAACAGUCACAUGAAUCUGUUUUCUCUCCCUCUGUUUUCAAAUUUCCUGUAAAUAUUUUGUAUGUUGGCUGUGCAAACACCAAUGGAUCCAUCGUUCCCUGGCAGUUAAAAAAAAAUAGUUUUGCAGUGUCCAGGCCUCCAUCAAAACACAAAGCUUGCAUAGAGCUAGUUAGCAUGUUUGUCUGCACUCCAGAGAGUUUUUGAUAUUUUUAUACAUCUAAAUCAAUAACAUUUUGGAGUAUUUGAAAGAUCUAGAUUGCAUGAUCUAGAGUAGCUGUCGGUUCUGUUUUUUUUACCAGUUGAUCUUUAAAUAUUCACUAUCACCUCUUUUGGUUAAAACUUUUUAAAUGAAUUUGUGAUUAACUGUUUACAUGAGAUGCUGAUGGAUAAGAAGUGUUGCAUACUUUAAUCUCAAAUGUAACAAUGUGAAAAGCCACAAGGUGGCUCUCAGGAGUUGGAAUUGUUAACAUCUGCAAUAAAAAGAAGUCUCCCAGAGUACCAUGAAAUAGCUUGUAUAUAAUUCAUGGGAGAGAUCAUAUCCUCCUUGACUGAGGCAAGGUAACAGAGAUUAGAUGUUUUCUGCUUUUGGAGCUGUUUAGGACGGUGCUAUAUAGGCAGGGUAGUUGAACAGACAAGGAUGUCAUGAAAGGUGUAGAUGUGAAGGGGAAAAGGCCAUGUUGUGAUGGCACUGCAGUAAUUUAAAUAAUCUCUCUGUCUCUCUCUCUCUCUCUAUGUAUGUGUGUAUAUGUAUAUAUAUAUAUAUGUAUAUGUAUAUGUAUGUGUGAGGUCCAGCCCAGUUGAAGAGAUUUGCUUUGGCACCUUCCCAUUGGGAUGUGAGUGAACUCUGAUAUUCAGACUGUUCAAGGCUUUGUAUAGUUGGUGAAUGUGGAGUGUUAACAGGAAAGUGUGUACCCUAUAUGUAUAAAACAUCCACCCUGUCUGGUUUGGUUUGGUUUGGUUUGGUUGUGUGUUACUUUUUUUGUUUUUAUGCACACUUGCUUUUGUUGGUGUUGAGAUUUUAGCACCUCAAGUGGCCAACUGAACUAAAAAAUAAAGUCAUUCAUUAUUUUU